Molecule: messenger RNA, 3037 nt
Organism: Chaetomium fimeti
Lineage: Eukaryota; Fungi; Ascomycota; Sordariomycetes; Sordariales; Chaetomiaceae
Exons: 3
Coding region: 270-2876 (868 amino acids)
Source: RefSeq, a predicted model, not a curated record
CACGAACCAAUGAGGGAAGUGAUUAUCCGCCCGGCAAAGGAUGCGAGAAAGCUGGAAAGCCUCGCCAAUCAACUUCCCCAAGUAUCACCAGCCCCGCCUGGGCGGCGGCGCAGGGGGUCAGCCGCAGACACCAGAUUCCAAAAGCAGAGCCUCGCCGUCUGAGUCGAAGCACAAGCUACCUUUGUCCUCAUAUCUGAGCCGCCCGACUCAACGAACGGUAAACGGAUCGAUUCGGCAGAGGUGUAGGUGUGGAUUCCGUGAUCAAGGUCAUGGACGAUUUAGACGAUAGCGGUUCCAUCUUCGAGGGGGGCGACGACAUCAUCACCACCUGGUUGCGUUCCUCGAGAGCACCAAAACAGGCAUAUCCGAGUCCGAGGCUCCAAUCUCGCGUUCCUCGACCCCUCCGCGCGCUUCUCGUCAAGGCCGGCAGGGCUCCCUCGCCCGGGACUUUGGCCGGCACGGAAUCUCUACCCACCCUGACCACAACCACAACCUGCGUUUCCUCCCGCAAUUCCAUCCUGGAUGGCGCGUCCGCAGUUAGGCCGGAGCCGAUCACGAUCGCAGAACGGCUAGCGUUGAACAGGUUGACAAAAGAUUCCAUCUCGGUGCCAGACGUGGAGCGGAUCUUGAAUGAUCUGGAGCCGCUCAACCUGGAUGAUCUUCUCGUUUCCAUGGACAAAGUCGUCGAUGAGUUUCCCACUCUCGCUCCGCACAUGGAGAAGAGAGCCGUCGAAGUCCCGGCAUUCCGUCCACAGGAUCAAGUCGCAAACCCAAACCCAAAGGUGCUUCCGUGGCUUGCCUCUGUUAAUGAACCGGAAGGGUCACGUUCCGUUUCCGAUUCUCCCGAGCCACACUUUUCUUCCCACGCCGAUGAGUUUGUUGGCACAGGCCAUCCAGAGCAAGCCGACGGCCACCCAAAACAAACCGACGGACAUCCAGAACAAGUUGAGAGCCAUCCAGAACAAGCCGACAGCCAUUCAGAGCGAGUUGAGGGCCAACCAGAACGAAGGGACAGCCAUCUAGAACAAGCCGACAACCACCCAGAACAAACGGACAGCCAUCCGGAACAAGCCGACACGCAGCAAGAUCAACUCACAGAAGUGACUCAGGAUCUUGGGCAUCUACAGCUCACCGAGUUCGGCAAACUCGACCCUCAAACCUGUUGCUCGACAAGUGAGCCUAACGGUAUCGACAGCCAAAACAGCUUCUUAUCCACUACGGACUCCCUCGACGAGGACAAUGUAGCCGACAUCGGCUCAUAUGCUGUAGAGAGAUUAUUCGGGCCCGCCAUCGAAGAUACCCUCCAUUGGUCGCAGGUUCAGGGAGCGGUGGAGAAUUUUAUAGACGAGUUGGUUGCUCUCAAACUCGGGACAGAAGGCACAGGCCCCCAGGAAGAUGGAUCCUUUGGAUCGAGCUCUGGUCUGCCGUCCUUGAAAAGAAAAGCGAGCGCUGGCGGCAGUUCACGAUCCCGCCGCCCGAGGAAGGAUGGUGAUGAUGGAGACGAUGAAGACGAUGAAGACACUAGUCGCCGUAACGGCGGCGGAGAGGGACCGCCUGGAAACGGUAAACCAUCGGAUUCCGGGAAAAGUCGCCCGCUGGAGUUCAUGUGCCCCUACCGGCUGAAAGACCCGAUUCGAUUCAACGUCAGGGAGUGGUACGACUGCGCCACGAAGGUGUAUAUUUGCGAAGAGAUGGGAUCAAAACGAAACGAGCUCAACGAGCUACGGCGGCACAUAAAGCAACGUCACUCUGGGCCCGGAAUCCUGUCACAGCCAUACUGCUCAGCAUGCAAGCAACAAUUUCCGAGCCCAACUCUCCUUGAUGAGCAUGCCAGGCGGAGGGCGUGCUCCUACAGAGAACUUCCGUCCAGCACUGACCCGCUGGACGGCCUAAGCCCAGAAGCAGAACGGGCGUUGAGGAGCAAGCAGGGUCGGCAGGGAGACACCGCCAUCAGCCAAUACCGCCAAAUCUGCCAAAUCGCCCUAGGCAAUGCCUCUGAAAUUCCCAGUCCCGGGUACCUCCCCGUCAUCGAGCAUUUUGAACUACACGGCUGGCACAUCAAGUGUUUGCCUCAGCUGCGGGGUGCCUUUCUUCGCAAGCUCCCGUUCCAACUCGGAUCCAUCGUCGAAUCCCUAUUGGAAACGAUACAGAUACACACGGUCGACGUACUAGGCCAAUGCAAUAGCAGCGCUCUCAGUACAGCAGGAUCUUACAAGCGACGGAAAUCCGGCGCGAGGAAAACCGCCGAUACUAGGCAUGUUCCCGAUAGAGAGGAUGCGGCAACUGCGAUGAUACAGCCCUCACGAGCUGCUGAGCAGAUGAGAGUUGCGUCCGGGAUAGCGAUGCGCCGGGAAAGUAACGCUUCAGGGGAUAUGCCGAUCCCGGAACAGCCCAUGCCCAGGCCCGGCUGGUUGUCAACGGAUUAUUUCCCCUCUAUCGACACGCUCCCGCCGCUCUCUCUGUCGGUCACAACGUCGAGUGAUAUCCAGCAGUCAGCAUUACGCCCCGAAACGCCCGCGUUGCCGGUCAUAGAUAACUCGGCAACUUAUUCGAGGCUACCGGAAUCCGGGCCUCCAUCUCUCGCAUCGAAUACCGACUUCCAUUUUUUCACCCCAGCUUGCUCGAAAAUGGCGGCAACGCCCAACCUAUGGCCGGGUGAAGACACAGACGCCAGCAGCCGCAUCGAGGACGCACUGGUCAACUUCGACGUCCUUCUGGCGGCAAAUGGAACGUCCGAGUAUUCUGUCCCAGGUGUUGGGAAAGAACUCGUUGGCCCGCCGCCGGUGAUGUUCGAGCUGGGCUAUGAAGAGAGGCUGAUGCCCUUGGAGCACGUCGAUCAUCAAGGGGCGAGUGAACAGAACAACCCUCAGAUGUGAUUAUUUAUAGCGUCGGUCUGAAUACAAACAGCCCGUUCACUAUCAAUUUUGUAAAUCGUCAUCACAUCUCUCCAGAGCUCACCAGACACGUAGAGCUCAAGUACUGGUUGGUCUUGGUCUUGUGCUCCUAGUAGGGUUAGGGUUCCGUUCACUCCGUGCUU